CCGCACUGCGCAGACGCGGGACGCGCCGUCUUCCGGCCCCCGCGCCAGCCGAGUGCGCAGGCGAGGCGAUGAGCGUGGCGGGCGCCGGCCGGGGCUGUCGCCGCCGGGCGCGCGUGUCCCGCCUCGUCUCCUUCAGCGCGACCCACCGACUCCACAGCAAAUCUCUGAGUAAUGAAGAAAACUUGAAACUGUUUGGGAAAUGCAACAAUCUAAAUGGCCAUGGGCACAAUUAUAAAGUUGUGGUGACGGUGCAUGGAGAGAUUGAUCCUGUUACAGGAAUGGUUAUGAAUUUGACUGACCUCAAAGAGUAUAUAGAGGAGGCAAUUAUGAAGCCCCUUGACCAUAAGAAUUUGGAUCUGGAUGUGCCAUACUUUGCAGAUGUUGUAAGCACGACAGAAAAUGUAGCUGUAUAUAUCUGGGAAAACCUCCAGAAAUUUCUUCCUCUGGGAGUUCUUUAUAAAGUAAAAGUGUAUGAAACUGACAAUAAUAUCGUUGUCUAUAAAGGAGAAUAGCUUUUAGGGGUUAAUACUGUAGAAAGACUAAUUUCUUUCCAUAUUUGAAAAAGGUCUUUAUCCCCUGGGACUAUUAAGAAGUCGUCACAUACUUGUUAUGCCUCCACAUUGUGUUCCGGAGUGCCCAAUUGAUUGAAAUUGUUGAGUGUAAAACCUGUUGUGAAUUCAAAUCUAUCUUAAAACCAAACUUGUAAAACAUCCUGAGUAUCAUUUAGAGAGUCUUUUAUUUAUAGAUUAAAAAUCACUUCAUUUUCAGUAAAAUGUUGUGGUGUGGAAUUUAAAAGUAAAAUAAAUCAAUUUUUGUUUUUCAGUUA
This is a messenger RNA of Mirounga angustirostris (Northern elephant seal), 826 nucleotides long. RefSeq names its product 6-pyruvoyltetrahydropterin synthase (gene PTS). The record is from RefSeq and is a predicted model, not a curated record. Gene Ontology annotation, molecular function: 6-pyruvoyltetrahydropterin synthase activity. Bases 69 to 512 code for a protein of 147 amino acids. The transcript is spliced from 6 exons. Gene Ontology annotation, biological process: tetrahydrobiopterin biosynthetic process. Gene Ontology annotation, cellular component: mitochondrion. Lineage: Eukaryota; Metazoa; Chordata; Mammalia; Carnivora; Phocidae.